Salvelinus sp. IW2-2015 is the source of this 998-nucleotide messenger RNA. The record is from RefSeq and is a predicted model, not a curated record. NCBI's taxonomy places the organism in Eukaryota, Metazoa, Chordata, Actinopteri, Salmoniformes, Salmonidae.
GAAGAGGAGGGACCCGGAUAUCUGGGCCCGGUUUCCCAAACGCAUCUUAAGGCAUCCAAUGGUUCUAACGAUGAAUUUAGCCAUAAGAUGGUUUUGAGAAACCGUUCCCUGAUUAACACUAGAGAGAGUGGGACUAUCGUGGAUCGUCUGGGGAUCCUCAACAACAUCAUGAUGCUGAAGAGGCAGAGAAGAGUCCAAUCCAGAUCAGAACACCUCAAGAAACACCUGCAGAGACCCACAGGGAGGAGAACUCACUGCCGCUCUGACUGUGGGAAGAGAUUCACCUCAUCAGGCAUUACAAUUCAUCAGAGAACACACACAGGAGAGAAAUCGUAUGGCUGUGGGCAAUGUGAGAAGAGUUUUAGUCGAUUUGGCCAUCUGACUAUACACCAGAGAACACACACAGGAGAGAAACCUUAUAGAUGUGCUCAAUGUGGGAGGAGUUUUACUACAUCAAGCAAUCUGACUCAACACCAGAGAUCACACACAGGAGAGAAACCACAUAGCUGUGAUCAAUGUGGGAAGAGUUUUGGUGCAUCUUAUGAUCUGACAGUGCAUCAGAGAACACACACAGGGGAGAAAUCUUAUAGCUGUGGUCAAUGUGGGAAGAGUAUUGGUCAAUCUGGAGAGCUGACAGUACACCAGAGAAAACACACAGGAGAGAAACCUUAUAGCUGUGGUCAAUGUGGAGAGCUGAAAGUACACCAGAGAACACACACAGGAGAGAAACCUUAUAGCUGUGAUAAAUGUGGGAAGGGUUUUACUAUAUCUGGCAAUCUGACUCAACACCAAAGAACACACACAGGAGAGAAAUCUUAUAUCUGUGGUAAAUGUGGGAAAAGUUUUGGUCAAUCUGGCCAGCUGACUCAACACCAGAGAACACACAGGAGAGAAAUCUCAUAGCUGUGACCAGAGAUAAUCUGAUAAAAGAUCUCUGAUCAAAUAUUAGAAAAUACAUACAUGAAGGAGUUGUUUCAUGAUAUCAAUGAAAUAAUGUC